Molecule: messenger RNA, 4975 nt
Organism: Amphiprion ocellaris (clown anemonefish)
Lineage: Eukaryota; Metazoa; Chordata; Actinopteri; Pomacentridae
Gene: sepsecs
Product: Sep (O-phosphoserine) tRNA:Sec (selenocysteine) tRNA synthase
Exons: 12
Coding region: 1845-3293 (482 amino acids)
Biological process (GO): conversion of seryl-tRNAsec to selenocys-tRNAsec; selenocysteine incorporation
Molecular function (GO): O-phosphoseryl-tRNA(Sec) selenium transferase activity; tRNA binding
Source: RefSeq, a predicted model, not a curated record
AUUAAAGGUUUUUCUUUUGACAUUAUUUCCAUCCUACAUCCUUAUCAUCAGUGUGUGUAGCUGUGUAGAUGAGAAGUUAGAUGAGAAUGAAUGUUUAUUAAAUCUAACAUCAUUUUAUUAAUAAACAAUGACUGCCUUUUUCAGUGGAAUUCAAUUUAUUACUAAUAAUAACAAUUCUAAUAACAAAACAACACAAAAGCUAUGGCAGCAACAGUGGACGAAAAAUAUGUUAAAAAAAUAAAUUACUAUGCCAUUCAAAAACUUUAAAAACAAUGAAAAUAAUGGCAAACAUCUGUAAAAUAAUUAUAUUUUAUCUCAUGUAAAUGCAGCGUAAUUUUGUGGUUACACGUUACUAUUUGUAAAAACACAGAUUUUUGAUGUUAACAAUGUGUAAAAUUUUGGCCAUUUUUUUCACAGUUAACAUGCGAAUUAAUAGUUUUGUUUUGUUAUUUUUUUGUCAGAUAUUGACUGUAAUUAAAUAAAAUAGGAAAAAUCUAUGAAGUAACAGUUUAAAGCAGAUUUACCAUUUUCAGCCCUUAAUAUGCAUAACUUCAUUUUUCAAGUCACAGCAAGUAUCUGUAAAAUUAUUUGAUUGUUAAUAUCUUCUGUUGAUUUAAACUGUAUAUAAUUAUACAGUCAGAUAUCGCAAAAGAACAAAUCACCAUUUAUAAAAGUACUUUUAAAAGGUACAUGAUUGAUAUAUAUUUUUUGGCCUGAUAGGAUGUAAUUGAAGACUUUUGUCUUGUCUGUAAUUUAACAGAUUUAACAUUUGUAACAUGUCGAACAGCAUUCUAGUUUUUGUGUAUGCAAAUACACACGGAAUGACAAUAAGCAAGCCUGAACAAUAACAGUCAGUAAUUUAAAAAUACUGUUAAAACCUGUUUUAUAAAAUAUUUUACAGUGUUUUGAAGUAUUUGGAUAAUACUCAAUAACAGGAAUUUGAACAUUAACACAAUAUAUAUGGCAUUAUAUGUAGACAUGUGAGAGAUUGUGUGUGUGAUUGUUUGCCCAGGUUAUUUACUGUCCCUCAGGCUGUGGCAGGUUGACACAUAUUUGGCAGUUACAUAUUAAAAAAAUAUAAAUAUAUAAUGGAUCUGGAUAUAGAUUAGACUAUUUGUAUAUGAUGGAUAUAAAAAUGCUUCUUCUUUGGCAAGUGUUUUUCUUUUUCAGAGUUUGUUACAGUGUUUUAAACCUGAAAUCAGAGAGUUAUUACAGUAAAUGUUCCUUAUUUCAUUGAAUGUUUAAAUUGAAGAAGGCGCUCUGUAGCACCUCAUAUUCUUCCUUUAUUUUUUUGAUUGCUAUGAUUUUUUUUAGAUGUUCUCUUCCAAAACCAGAAAAUGCACUUUAAAAUUCUAUUACAUUUUUAUCUCCUUGAUUUGUUUCUAUCAUAGAUUUCUGGUGAAAUUUCAAUGAAUAAUGAAUCUUAACACUGAGGAAAUUGGGGUUAAUUAAAUUAUGGAAAUUAUAUGUAAUCAAAACCAUAUAUUGUUAAUAAUGUGUUCUUUAAUCAUAUAUUAUAAAAAAUUUGCAGAGAAAUAAAAUAAAAUAAAAUGUUGAUACUAAAACGACAACAUUUUCCAUAAAAGUCAAAGCAGACAGGUGUUCUACAGGUUACGUGUUUGUUAGUUCUGUGUUUUGGAUUCGGCAUUUUCCGGCAACACUUCCGGUUUCGUCUGUCCAACCGGGUGACGGCAACGUUGGUCACGUGAUCUGAGCUCAGCGGUCAUGUGACCAGCCGUGAGCACCACUUUGCUUCCAUGCUUCUUCCUGCUGCAGCUGCCUGACUUCAUGCCUGCUUGGAGGCAGUUUGACCUUCGGAGAGCUUUUAAUAAAACCCGUGAGAGAUGAACAGUGAAAACUUGACCCUGAGUGAGAAAAUAGUGUCUCCGUCGUACAUUCGACAGGGUUCUCAGGCACGUCGUACCCAUGAGCAGCUCAUCAGACACCUACUGGAGCAGGGUAAGUGUCCAGAGGAAGGAUGGAGCGAAAGCACCAUCGAGCUCUUUCUGAACGAGCUGGCUGUGAUGGACAGCAAUAACUUCCUCGGCAACUGUGGUGUCGGCGAGAGGGAAGGCCGGGUGGCGUCCAGCCUUGUGGCAAGACGACAUUACAGGUUGAUCCAUGGCAUCGGUAGGUCAGGUGACAUCGCUGCCAUUCAGCCUAAAGCUGCAGGAUCCAGUCUCCUCAACAAACUGACCAACUCAGUUGUGCUGGACAUCUUGAGACUUGCAGGCGUCCGGAGUGUGGCGAGCUGCUUUGUGGUUCCCAUGGCGACAGGAAUGAGCUUGACUCUGUGCUUCCUGACCCUCCGUCAUCGGAGACCCAAGGCUCGCUACAUCAUUUGGCCUCGCAUCGACCAGAAGUCCUGUUUCAAAUCUAUGAUCACAGCAGGCUUUGAACCAGUAGUUGUGGAGAACGUUCUCGAGGGCGAUGAGUUGCGGACGGACUUGGAAGCAGUUGAACGCAAGAUCGAGGAGCUCGGAGCCGAGAACAUCCUGUGUGUUCAUUCAACUACAUCCUGCUUUGCCCCGCGGGUCCCUGACAGGCUCGAGGAGCUGGCUGCUGUGUGUGCCAAACACAACAUUCCCCACAUCGUCAACAACGCAUACGGAGUACAGUCGUCCAAAUGCAUGCACCUCAUACAGCAGGGGGCUCGUGUGGGAAGAAUUGACGCCUUUGUACAGAGCUUGGACAAGAACUUUAUGGUUCCAGUAGGUGGUGCCAUAAUUGCAGGUUUUGAUGAGUCCUUCAUACAGGAGAUAAGCAAGAUGUACCCCGGGCGAGCGUCGGCUUCACCCUCCCUUGACGUCCUCAUUACCCUUCUCACUCUGGGUGCCAACGGCUAUAAGAAAUACCUGUCAGAAAGAAAGGAGAUUUAUUCGUUUCUGGCUCAGGAGCUGAAGAGUCUGGCUUCUGCACACGGCGAGAGAUUGCUUCACACCCCACAUAACCCCAUUUCGCUGGCCAUGUCUCUGGAUGGUCUCCAGGCCGAGAGCGACAAGGCGGUGACUCAGCUCGGCUCCAUGUUGUUCACCCGACAAGUGUCAGGAGCCAGGGUAAUUCCACUGGGCAAAGAGCAGACCAUAAGCGGACACACAUUCCGCGGGUUUAUGUCUCACUCGGAGUCGUACCCGUGUCCUUACCUCAAUGCUGCCUCGGCUGUUGGUAUCACUCGAGAAGACGUGACACUGUGCAUGAAGAGGCUUGACAAAUGCCUGAAGGCUCUGAAGAAAGAGGGAAAUGCAGUGAAAAAUGGUUCCCCAUUGAACCAGGAAGUCGCAACUGGAGAAUGACUGAGCUGAAAUAGGAAAAGUUGGACCGUCUGCUGCUGGUACUUGCUUCUCUCCUGAUUUGGACUGUGUGUACGCACUCUGGAAGACGCUUUCUGACGGAUUACCAGUCCAGACAUUGUAAUAAGGUCAAUGCCUGGUGACAGCUGGCAAUGGAGCUGUGUGCAGAUGUUCAUUACAAAUGAAAAUGACACAAGCUGAUGUCACUGAUUAAUUCCCUCCUCUGUGAAGGUGUGCUAAUUAGUAAAUAUUAUGAGGACAAAACCUGCAUGCAAAUCCUGCUUAGGAGCAUAUGCUCAGAAACCACUGAUUUAAAGUUAGUGUCCACAGAGGCUGUUGAUGCAUUAUUGCCUAUCUAUGUUUAAAAAAAAAAAGCUUUACUUGAUUGUAUUCCAAAUAGAUUACUGAGAAAUUGUCUUUUUUUUAAAAAUUAAAGCCUUUUGAUCUCUCAGAAGUUCCGUCAAUGGAUGAAAUAUGGUGGAAAUGAGCCAAUUUUUGAGUUUGAAAACUGAUUGUUCUCUUUUUGUAGCUCUUACUGAAAGUGCAUUCUAUUUUUGGAAUACAUUAGGCUUUUCCAUUCAUUGAUAGAUGAAAUAAUAUAGCUUGUUAAUGUAGUAUGUUGUGCCUCGUCUCCUGCAGUGUGUUGUAAUACGAUCCAAAUGCUGCUGUGCCAUUAACUCUGUCUGAACCCUGUAGAUUGUAUUAGCUCCUUUUAUUUUCAGGCUCUGGAGCAGAUCACAAGGAACAGAUAAUCAAUGAAGUACACCGAACAUACAUCACAUCUGUUUUUAGUGAAGGAGAUGUUCACCAUGAGUCUGGAUGCGACAUUAGCCAGUUAAGACCUCUAGUUUUUCUGUCAUGCUUCUAAAACUGACUUUUAAUCACACAAGUCUUCACUCAUGUUUGCACAUUUCAGCAGAUUUUUCCAUUUUUUUUUCUUAUUCCCUCUGCUCUACUGUCUCAGUCAUUAUUAAACAGAGCAGGUAGGACCCUGAGGCACUAUAUAGACUCCUCCCAAGGCCUCUCUUACUGAUGACUAAUCUAUAUUUCCAUAAUGCACUGUCCAUGUUCUUCCUGCGCUGUCCCCUUCAUCUUCUGUGAAUUAUCAAGCUUGAUGGUGCGUCUUCACAAGUUCAAACCCCUCACACAUGCCUCAAAACAGAAAGCAAGCACCAGCUGUCAUAGUUUCUGCAGGAGCCCAGGUGUGCAGUGAUAUAAUGUAUGCAGUCAGCACAUGUUGUUGGGUUUUUCAGCUGCAAUUAGUAAUGCAGGUCAGCGUGCAUGUCUUGCAGAAAGCAACAGCAGAACCAAUCCACCCAGCAGCCUUUGAAAAUGGGCCGGACUCGCAUAGAUAAGGCUGCUGUAUCAGCACACUUUCACUGUUCCCAAGCUGUACUGAACCAUUAACAAAACAUAGUGGAAAAACACCGUGCGGUGUGACGGCGCCGCUACAAUGCAGCACUGGCUUCCACAAAAGAGCUAUUUCAUGAACGCUGGUUUCCUUUGCAGGCCCCAAAAGUCGCACCUCAUCAGCCAGAUUUAGGAAAUGAUCGAAUGCGGGUGGUUUUAAUGACUGCUUUUGAAUGCGGUACAGAGUGUUUGAUUUAUGUACUGAAGUAGCUGCCUUUAAAUAUGCACAACUAGUGAAGAAAUGCUGCCUUCAUUUCCAUGAGACUGAAAACACA